Daktulosphaira vitifoliae (grape phylloxera) is the source of this 3075-nucleotide messenger RNA. RefSeq names its product mothers against decapentaplegic homolog 6-like. NCBI's taxonomy places the organism in Eukaryota, Metazoa, Arthropoda, Insecta, Hemiptera, Phylloxeridae. Bases 772 to 1866 code for a protein of 364 amino acids. The record is from RefSeq and is a predicted model, not a curated record. Gene Ontology annotation, molecular function: I-SMAD binding; transcription regulator inhibitor activity. Gene Ontology annotation, cellular component: heteromeric SMAD protein complex. Gene Ontology annotation, biological process: SMAD protein signal transduction; regulation of transcription by RNA polymerase II; anatomical structure morphogenesis. The transcript is spliced from 5 exons.
CGCGCACGCACAGCAACAGCCGUCGCCUCACCAUUCCAUACACAUACACACGCCGUGCGUUUCUCUCUUUCACCCGUCAGUCUUGCACCGCAUGUUCAUAGUGUCGGUUCGUCGACUGUUUUCCGCCGCCUUCUUCUAACGUUUAAUUUUUUUUUAUUUUAAAAUAUUUCAUACAUAUAAAAAUAUUUCACGUUUGUUUUAUAAAUUUAUCGGUGUCUAAUUAGGAUUAUUUAUGUGUGCGUGUGUAUAACAAUUGUGAAAUUUAGUGAGUUCUGUUAUCUUAUUUAAUAUUAAUAUUGUUGUGAUAAACAGUUGUUGGGACGACUGGCACUACUCCGUGUGAAAUAUCAUCGUUUAUUCGAUAAUUAAAGGGAAAACCAGUACCACUGUUGAGAUAAUAUAAUAUAUGUGGUUUGAGAGUUUGUUGUUCCGUCGCGGUCGUUGCAACACGUGGUGCGCGUCCUACAGCUGCUACCCGUCGUCGCGUUGUUGUGGUUUGUGCGUCGCGAUGGUGUCGACCGAUUUGGCCGCACCGCGUUGUUGACGGGACGACGUCGACAGCAACAGCGACGACGACGACGACGACGUGCCGGCAACAGCCGCGGUCGGUCCGACACGGAUGCGUCCGGGAAACGUGGAGUUGCGCACGCCGCGAUCACAUAUCAACCUGCCGCGCGCGCGUCACGCCGGCCGGCGGACCCGCGCAGUGUUUGGUUUGGCGGUUCGGCGGAAGUAGUGGCCACCAAAUGCGAGGCGGCAUUCACGUGUUUUAUGUUCAUGUUCAGGAGGAGGCGGACGGCAUUAGCUAAACGAUUGUGGAAGGCUCGGGUACGUAGGGACAAUGAAACCCGGUGUGCGGAAAAGACUGUUGGCCAGCCGCCGGCCUUGUCGCCCGGUCCAGACUCGGACGAGCGGCAGUUUCGAAACGCGCUUUUCAAGCGUCUCGAUGACCGGCAGCUGGAAACAUUACUCAGGGCCGUGGAUACUGUUGGCGCGGAUGCGGCCGAAUGUGUAGCUGUUAGGCCUUUCCUGUUCGCCGACCCAGCGGUGAUUUGCUGUCGACUGUGGCGGUGGCCUGACCUCAAGUCCGCCGAACAACUAAAGGCUACACCUGCCUGCCAACAACAGUACUCGUCAACUGGAUUACCAGAUUUAGUAUGCUGCAACCCGUACCAUUGGAGUAAACGAUGUGAAAUUGAACGACCUCCGCCACCUUAUUCAAGGUUUAUUAAAGAAAAACUAAAACCCGAAGAUCGGGCUCCGAGUGAAUGCAGCUGGGACAGCAACGACGACGAGCUCCGAGGAUCGUUCAGCACCGACGGCGACGAAAAACCAAAUGAAAAAGAAUGGUGUAAAGUUGCCUAUUGGGAAUUGUCGCAGAGGGUCGGUAGGCUCUAUCCUGUAGACACGAAAUCGGUAAAUGUGUUUUGGAAUGUACCCAUAGGCACGGGGCUUUCUCUUGCUGCUCUUACUCAGCACAAUUAUUCGCCUACCCAACAAACCCCGGAUUCAGUGCUCCGAAAUAGGACCAAAAUCGGACAAGGUCUAGCACUGAGCAGAGAAGACGACGGUGUAUGGGCAUACAAUUUAAGUGAUUGGCCCAUGUUUGUAAACUCACCUACUCUUGAUGAUCCUGACAGCAGGUCAUACUUGGUGUUCCGUGUACCUUCGGGCCACUGUUUAAAUAUAUUUACGGGUAAUCCUCAUGGCGACCGUAUUCGUUAUUCGAAUGGAUUACGUGUAGGACCUGUUGACCCAAAUGCUGUGCGCAUAAGCUUUGCCAAAGGAUGGGGUCCCAAGUAUUCCCGGCAAGAGAUUACUUCUUGUCCUACUUGGAUUGAAGUAUUACUCGACCCAUGCAGAUGACACAAGUGACUGCAAACAAACAUAGUCCGAAAUUAUGAGAUUAAAGUGCUUAACACUGUUACUCUCAAACUAAUAAUAUGUACUUUAGUUUGUAAGGUUAAUUAUUUUUAUUGAAUUUGUGACUCAAACCAAGUUGUGUUGAAAACGCUCGUUUAGGGUUCAUGUUUGUUGAUCUUGUGUGUACAAUUUUUUAUUAUUGUCAACUAGACCUUCGAACAAACUAAAUUAUUGUUUUUUUUUUUUUAAUUUUUGUAAUAACAAAAGGAUACUAUUGUGAUAUUAGUUCAGCGUCCUAUAACGACUGCUCUUUUUGUUAAGGGUACGAUGCUAUUUCAACACGUAAGGGAAACUAGAGCUUAAUGACAUCCACAUUCCAUGAACCAAUCUAUUUUGACAAAUUACCUUUUUCCCUCUCGCCCUGUUAUUACAGGAUUUAUUUGUUCCUCCUCCAUUUAAUGUAAACUAGAAUUUUGUAAUUUUUUUUUUUUUUAAGAUCUAGUCAGGAUGUUUAAAAUUGACUGUUGAUCAAAAUUGGUUUAGGAAUUAUAAUAGAAUAGCAAAUACUAAAUAAUAGUAAUUUAAAUGUAAUAAAAUGAAUAAUUUUUUGGCAAUUUAUUUUUUUCAAAAUUAUGAAUUUUUGUUAGAUUGUAAGAGAAAUAAAUGUGCCUUGUACCUUUUACAUGAAAAGCAUUAUUUUUUUAGAUGUUACCAAUUUAUUACUCCCAUUUUCUUAUUGUAAAAAAAAAAAAAAAAUAUUUUCUUACAUUUAACUAAAUUGUAAACUAAAUAGAAUAUGUUGAAUUGUAUAAAAUAAAUUGUUGAAACAAACACAAACAGGAUUACUACUGCUCAUUUUCCCUUUUGUCAUCAUAAAUAUUAUUUAAAUUUAUAUCGGUUUUAAGCUACUUUAAGUCUGUUCCUGUCCUGUGACUAUUUUGAUAGCAUAUAUAUAUAUAUUGAUACUUUUCACUUUUGUUCGUUUGUUUUUUAAUAUGCGUAUUAUUGUUAUAAAUGAAGUACAUAUUUUUCAAAGUCAUGUAGAUUUAUUUUUACAAAUAAUUAGCCUAUUUUACUUAAUCAAAAUCUUAGUUUUCCAAUACUGUUAUAUUACUUUAUUUAUUUAUUUAUACAAUUAUAAUCUAUUAAAAAUUUACAAAUGUAAAUCAAUUUUGUCAUAUUUUUUUACAAAAAUUUUACAUUAUGAACUUA